UAAAGUUGAGCUGCUGUCACUGGAUCCUUUAGCCACGCCCCUUUGCCUACUUCCGUGUUUAUGUCUCACCUGACGAGGAGCCAGGGACAACAACAGGCUGUCAUCCAGGACUAAGAGGAGAGAAACAGACUCCCAGGAUGAAGGUGAGGAGAGUUGAAAGGACAGUUUUGAGCGUGGAGCAGUCGGAGGGAGUCGGAGCUCGUGUGCGCAGGAGCAUCGGGAGACAGGAGCUGAGGAACCUGGAUCCCUUCCUGAUGCUGGAUGAGUUCAGAGUGAGCCGGCCAGCAGGUUUUCCGGACCAUCCUCACAGAGGAUUUGAGACGGUGACGUAUGUUUUAGAGGGGAGCACAGCUCAUGAAGACUUCUGUGGUCACUCAGGACUUCUCAGACCCGGAGAUCUGCAGUGGAUGACUGCAGGGCGGGGGGUGGUCCAUGCAGAGAUGCCCGUGUCGGAGGAGCCGGUGGUGGGCUUACAGCUGUGGUUGAAUCUGCCGAGCAGAGAGAAGAUGGUGGAGCCGGCGUACCAGGAGCUGAAGGACUCCGAGAUCCCCAAACCGAGCCAAGGAGGAGUCUCAGUGUCCGUGAUCUCUGGAGAGGCUUUAGGAGCAAAGUCAAAGGUUUACACUCGGACUCCGACCCUGUACCUGGACUUCAGACUGCAGGCGGGGGCCAUGCAUGCUCAGCCAGUCCCCUCAGGAUGGACUGCAUUCAUCUACACUCUGUCAGGAUCUGUCCAUGUGGGUCCAGACGAAGAUCAGCAGCAGAUCGAGCCUCAUCACACCGCGGUGCUUGCAGAUGGAGACUGUGUCAAGUUUGAAAACAAGAGCUCGGAGGUUUCCCAUUUUGUGCUGAUUGCUGGAGAACCAAUCAGAGAGCCUGUGGCGCAGCAGGGUCCUUUUGUCAUGACCACAGAAGAAGAGAUCAGACAGGCCAUCAGGGACUACAGGACGGGCACUAACGGCUUCGAGCGGGCCGUGAACUGGAGGUCAAAGAUCCGAGACUCUCUCUGAGCGCCUCUGGGGAAAUAUUGACCUUAUUAUUAUUUACAGAUGUUUGUUUUCUUACAAACAGCUGACGUUUGUGGAUGUGUGUGUAUUCUCAGAGCUUGGGCUGUAUGUGUUUUUACAGGACAUCUCGCUCCAUGUUUGUGGAAACUGGCUCCUCUGUUUGCAGCACAGCAGCAGCAGCAGCAGCAGCAGCAGCAGCAGCAGCAGCAGCAGCAGCAGCAGCAGCAGCAGCAGCAGCAGCGAAAGCAGCUGCCCUCCCUCUCCUUUAAAAAUAUAGAUAUUAGGAAACAUGUGCUCUGCCUGCCCGUGUUAAUUUAAGCUUUAUUAUGUUCCCCUCCUGUGUCUGUGCGCUGCAGCAGAGAGAGAGACCGGUGAUGCACAUGUUGUUGUCAUGAAGAACACUGAGCUGAUUCUAGGGAAGUUUAAAUGUCCUCCGUGUAUUGAAUGUUUUAUUAUACUCAUUAAAGAUUUUAUAUUCAUUGUAUUGAUUCAGCACAAUAAAUAAAGGAAGCCGUUUCUGAACAGAUCA
Molecule: messenger RNA, 1536 nt
Organism: Notolabrus celidotus (New Zealand spotty)
Lineage: Eukaryota; Metazoa; Chordata; Actinopteri; Labriformes; Labridae
Gene: pir
Product: pirin
Exons: 10
Coding region: 138-1010 (290 amino acids)
Biological process (GO): monocyte differentiation
Cellular component (GO): nucleus
Molecular function (GO): quercetin 2,3-dioxygenase activity
Source: RefSeq, a predicted model, not a curated record